This is a messenger RNA of Epinephelus fuscoguttatus (brown-marbled grouper), 6576 nucleotides long. RefSeq names its product tight junction protein 2a (zona occludens 2) (gene tjp2a). Bases 321 to 3992 code for a protein of 1223 amino acids. Gene Ontology annotation, cellular component: bicellular tight junction; plasma membrane. Gene Ontology annotation, molecular function: cell adhesion molecule binding. The record is from RefSeq and is a predicted model, not a curated record. NCBI's taxonomy places the organism in Eukaryota, Metazoa, Chordata, Actinopteri, Perciformes, Serranidae. The transcript has 25 exons. Gene Ontology annotation, biological process: cell-cell junction organization; establishment of endothelial intestinal barrier; positive regulation of blood-brain barrier permeability.
CUGCAGUUUGUAAGCCACGCCCACAUACCUGCGAGAACCAGGAAACCACUUUACGAAGACCAGACGAGACCAAAAUACCCCAAAUUCGUCUCAUUGAAACCCACAUCGCCCUCUGCACCCUUCACGUCCACCUUUACCUCUCGGAUAUAUCAGCUGUGGUCUCAUAAACAAGCGGGAACAGACGGAGUUUCACCUGGGAGCAGCCUGGCACUGACCAGACCAGCACUGACCUGCUCAAGUCCGGCCGCAAGUUCCGCUGGUCCAGAGAAGCCCAGUACUUGUAUCUACGCCGCCUCUCUUCACGCAGCUACUCGGCUAUUAUGAUGAACCCGGUCAUGGAAGAGACCGUGUGGGAGCAGUACACCGUGACCCUGCAGAGGGAUUCAAAGAUGGGCUUCGGCAUCGCAGUGUCAGGGGGGCGAGACAACCCGAACGAGGAGAGUGGCGAGACGUCCAUAGUGGUGUCCGACGUCCUGCAGGGAGGACCUGCUGAUGGCUUGUUGUUUGAGAAUGACCGAGUGAUGCAGGUGAACGCCACCCCCAUGGAGGGAGCCCUCCACUCCUUCGCUGUCCAGACCCUCAGGAAGUGUGGCAAAGUAGCAAAAAUUACGGUCAAGAGACCCAGGAAGGUUCCAGUCAAUCUGUUGAAUCGUCCUCCAUCACCUGAUGACAGAGUCUUCAACAACGACUACAAUGACGAUUACAACUACGACCAGGACCGCCGCAGUGUGUACAGCGGCCGAAGCGGAGGUGGGCGGGACCCCAGCCUGGAGAGGGAGCGAGGUGGGGGAGGCUACAUGGAUUCUGGCUACCACACACGUGAGCGCGACUACGACAGGGACUAUGACCGGCGGGAGCGUGGCAGGAGCAUGGAGAGAGACCUGAGCCCGGACCGGCAGUACAGGAGAGAUGGCAGCAGAGGUCGCACCUUGGACAGAGAACGCAGCCCGGAACGCCAUCUAAGGAGCGACCGCAUGCUGGACCGCGACUACAGCCCAGACAGGAGGUACCGCAGCGAGCGCGCAUUAGACAGAGAACACAGUCCUGACCGGCGCUACCGCAGCGAGCGAGCCCUCGACCGGGACUACAGUCCGGACAGACGCUUCCGCAGCGAGCGAACGCUGGACCGCACCAACAGCCCGGACCUGCGCUACAGACAUGACAGCCACAGCCCGGGGCGAGGCCGUGGACGUGACCACAGCUUCGAACGAGGACGUGAACGCAUCCCCAGUGACCCAAGGAAGUAUGAGGAGCCGAUGAAGCGGAGUGGGAGCAGAGAUCGUUUGGAACGCUCGCCAUCACCUGCUGCCAUGCCCAUCCCUCUGCCCCGCCCCGCGCGAGACCUGGAGCCACUGGAGAAACCCCUGAAUGUGUUGCUGCUGAAGAACCGCCCCAACGAAGAGUAUGGCCUUCGUCUGGGCAGCCAGCUCUUCAUCAAAGAGAUGACCAGCACAGGACUCGCCAGCAGAGAUGGAAACCUGCAGGAAGGGGACAUUAUAUUAAAGAUUAACGGUACAGUGACAGAAAACCUGUCACUCAGCGACGCAGGGAAGCUGAUCGAGAAGUCUCGUGGGAAGCUGCAGCUGGUGGUGCAGAGAGACAAACGGCAGGUGCUGAUCCGAGUCCCUCCGAUGGUCGACAGCGACUCGGAGCUCGAUGAUAUCUCUGAGAUCGAGUCAUACCGCUCCUACUCUCCACAGGAUGACAGGCGGGGCCACCACUCUGACCUCUCCUCUCACUCCUCCAAUGAGAGGCUAAGAGAGAAGCCCAGAGAGGAUCCACCUAACAGGCUGGCAAAAAUGGGUGCUAUGCCAACACCAUUCAGACCUCCAGACAGAACUGUAGAAGAUGUGCCCCCGUUGCAGGCAGAGAGGGAGGACCCACGACCAGAAACACCACCAGUACCAGCAGUCACUGUAGCCCCGAGAGUACAUGCUCCUCCUAAGGUGCCAUUAAAGCCAAGUAUAGAGGACCAGGAGAUAUAUGGGCCGAACACAGUGAUGGUGCAUUUCCAGAAAGGUGACAGCGUGGGUCUGAGGCUGGCAGGGGGAAAUGAUGUCGGCAUCUUCAUCGCUGGUGUUCAGGAGGACAGUGCUGCUGAGCAGGAGGGUCUCCGCACAGGAGACCAGAUCAUGAAGGUGAACAACAUGGACUUCAGAGGCAUGGUACGUGAAGAUGCUGUCCUCUACCUUCUGGAGAUUCCCAAAGGAGAAGAUGUUACCAUUCUUGCUCAAAGCAAACCUGAAGUCUACAAGGACAUUCUAGCAUCUGGCAGAGGCGACUCUUUCUUCAUCAGGACCCACUUUGAGUAUGAGAAGGAGGCUCCGCAGAGCCUUCCUUUCACCAGAGGAGAGAUCUUCAAAGUGACGGACACACUUUAUGAUGGCAAACUGGGCAACUGGCUGGCAAUCCGCUCUGACAAAGACAAUCAGCUGCUGGAGAAAGGAAUCAUUCCCAACAAGAGCAGGGCAGAGCAAAUGGCCAACGUUCAGAAUGCAGCUCGGGCAGCAUCAGGCAACGACAGAGGAGACUUUUGGAGGCUAAGAGGUCAAAGGGCAGCGAAGAAGAAAGAUUUGCGCAAGAGCCGAGAGGACCUGAGCGCUGCUCCAGUUACCACAAGAUUCCCUGCAUAUGAGAGAGUGGUCUUACGUGAAGCUGGUUUCAAGAGACCUGUGGUGAUAUUUGGGCCCAUUUCCGAUGCAGUAAAUGAAAAACUGGGCAACGACAUGCCGAAUGAGUUUGUUGUCGCCAAAACGGAGCCCAAGGAUGCAGGAAGUGAGAAAUCCUCUGGAGUGGUGAGACUAAACACCAUCAGACAAAUCAUUGAGCAGGACCGUCAUGCUCUGCUGGAUGUGACACCCAAAGCUGUGGACACUCUAAACUACACCCAGUGGUAUCCCAUUGUCAUCUUCCUGAACCCAGACAGCAAGCAAGGCAUCAAGACCAUGAGGAGCCGCCUCGUACCCGGAUCCAACCGCAGUGCUCGCAAACUGUAUGAGCAGGCCGUCAAGCUGAGGAAGACCUGCUCACACCUUUUCACUGCAACAAUCGACCUGAAUUCAGCCAAUGACGCAUGGUAUGGCAGCGUGAAGGAUUCAAUUCGGGAGCAGCAGGACAGAGCUGUGUGGGUGUGUGAGGGCAAGUUGGAUGGUUCAGAGGAGGACCUGGAUCUCCAUGAUGACCGCAUGUCCUACCUAUCAGCAAUGAGUGCAGACUACCUGAGCAUGGACAGCCGCCUGACCAGCGACUACGAUGACACAGCAGACGAGGGUGGGGCUUACACUGACAAUGAGCUGGACGAGACAUUGGACGAGCCCCAGCCAGUGUCGGCUAUCAGUCGAUCAUCAGAGCCUGUACUGCCAGAUGAGAAGCCUCAUCCUGAACCCCGGGCUCAUAUGAGGAGGUCAGGGAGCAGAGAGAUGCUGAACAGAGAGCCCAGCCCUCCCCCUGCUUUUGUCCCCGAACCCCCAAAGGUGCGGGCUCAGACUCGGACUGACUCAUCCCGAAGCUAUGACUCACACUCCAGCAGCACCAUCAGCAGCGAUGCAGCCGGCGUAAACAAGCCGCUACCCCCUCCUGUAGCCCUGAAGCCCACCAUCCCCCGUCCGAUCCAGCCAUCAGAGGAGCAGAGCCCGGAGGAGGACCCCUCCAGCAAAUCCUUCCUGGGCAAGAUCAAAGCUUUUGAGAAGAUGGACCACCUGGCCCGAGCACAGAGGAUCCUGGAGCUGCAGGAGGCAGAAAAUGCUCGAUUGGAAAUCGCCCAGAAGCAUCCAGACAUCUAUGCCGUCCCAGUGAAACUGCCAAAACCCAACCUUAACCGUCCUCAGCCAAUAGGUUCAAGCUCCAAUCCCGAGCAGCAGACUCCCUUCAGGCCACCGUACUCAGAGUCCAGAGGAUACGAGGACGAUGAGGCAGAGUACCGCAGACAGCUCGCCGACCAGACAAAGAAAGGAUACUACAAUCCUCAGAAAUACAAUGACACUGAGCUGUAGGCUGAGAAGUCAGUAAGUGACAUCACCACUGCACACGGCUGGAUUCCUCUCGCGUCACCGCCACAAGCAGACAGCAUUUGUUGCCUUGGUAAUCGCUCAUGCAGCUUUGCCUCCAUGUAAACUCACAGAACUUUGUAGUCAGAUUCCAGGAAAAAUGUCAAUGAUAUCAGAUACUUUUAAAUACUGUUGUCUCACUACUCUGCAAAUGUCCUACUGAUCCAGAUGACACAGAAUAUUCUUAUAAAGAGUGUAUUUUGGAAAGUUUACCUUCACACAAAAGAAAAAUGGCUGAUUUUUCUGACAUACCAUAUCACAGACAUGAUGUUUUUAAUGUGUAUAUAUUCUUUUUGUGUCUGAAGAGGUUUUAUUUUCCACCACUACACUAACAUCUAGCCCCGUUUUUGUCUCAUGAAUUACCAUUGCAUUGCGUCACCAAACCACCAAGUUUUUCUGAAAAAUAUAUAUAUUAGAUAUGAUUUUUGAAAAGACCUUUUUUAAGCUCUUGUUGUCGUUGUUGUAUUUUUGAAGGUAUUUCCCGGAUGCUCAUAUUGCCAGCUGUUCCAGCUACCGUCUUUGUUUCAAUCAGGAAAGAGUCUGAGCAUUUUGGGAAUACCUUUUAGAACUUUUGUAGGCGCCAUCUUGGGUUUCUCAGAGGUCGCCAGGUCGAUGUUUUUCAGAAAAACCAAACCUCUGUUACUGGACUGUACUGGUAAGGGAGAAGGCAGAAACUGGAGCUAACACCGUGCUGCAACCAAACCAUCGAUAUGAUACUGUAGACUGUGUACAGUAUCUAGAUUUUACAUCCUAUUUCGUGCAUUUUUUUGUGUGUGUGCCACUGAUGUAAUAACCCUUCACAUUGUUGACUGGCUCGUUUGAGGCACACUCAUACAAGGACAAUGUAAAAAUCAGACAGUGUGUCAGUACAGGUGUCAGCAGCUGCGCUGAUGUCGAAUAGGUGUUAGUCUUCCUCUUGUUAUCACUCUCCUACCAAGUCAAGAUUUAUUAUACCUCUCUACAUUCCUGAUUGGACAUUUGUAUGUAUACACUGUGUAAUAUGUGUGCAAUCUGGGAAGCGGCAUAUUUUCAAGUGCCUUGUAGCUCUGAUGUAAGCUCGACAGCACGAGGUUCUUAAAUUGACAAGACCUCACUUUUUCAUACUCAUGAGUUAAAAAAUUACAACAUAUGGAAGUCAAAAUUACAACAUGAGGCCCUGAUCACACGGGAUGCAUUUUGCAGGCUGCAAAACACGAGGCGCGCCACACAAAAAUGAAAUGCCUGCUGCGCCUUUUUGUUGCUGCCAGGCAACCACCCCAUCACCUCCUAACAUUCCCAUGUACUCAAUAUACUGUUUAUUUAUUUUAUUUAUUUGACAGUAAUUCGUAUCUAGUCCCUAAAAUGUUCACGCAGAGGGUACCUGCUGUAGCUCUGGUUGAGGGUAUCAGUAAAUGGUUUGUUGGACACAGGGAAACAGAGACCCUAAAAAUGAGGGUAGGCCACAGGGAGUACCACCAGUUGGUCCAGGAGCUUCGCCUCAAUUAUGUCCGUCUCCAGGCAUGUUUUACGAUGACUCGGGGGCAGUUUGUCAACCUGCUGUCUAUGAUCAGGCCGUAUAGCUCUGUGUAUCCAGCAACUGCUCUGGCAAAAAACGCCAGGCGCUUAGAGCGCAGAAACGCAAGGCGCGUACUUACAUAAAAACCCCACGCAAAAAUAUUUAUUCUUAUUAAAUCAAUUGCAAAAGGCACCUCCAGCUGCUAAAACACAUCCUGUGUGAUCAGGGCCAAACUUGUCCAGUCAAUGCAGUGCACUUCCAUAAAGUAGGGAGACUGUGUAGGUGUAUGUAAAGCAUUUCUGUAUUUAAGUCAGCUGAACAGGCGGACCAGAUAAAUGACGUCACAGAUUUCACUGUUAAAAUAUAUCAUGAACAGGAUGUUCAGAUGAUGGUGUGAGUAAUUAAAGGUCUGAUGUGUAGGAUUUAGUGGUAUCUAGUGGUGAGGUUGCAGAACUCAAACUUCUCCCACAUGCCAAGCGUGCAGGAGAACUACGGUGAUUGAUGUGAAAACACAAAUGGCCCUAUCUAGAGCCAGUGUUUGAUGUGUCUGUUCGGGGCUACUGUAAAACAACAUGGCGGACUUAGUAGGAAAGGACCCGCUCCAUAUGUAGAUAUAAUAUCAUUCUAAGGUACAAAAACAAAAAUAAAAAUACAAUGGUUCUUAUUUCCAGGUUAUGAAUAUUAUAUACCAUUUCAGCCAAUAGAUGCCCCUAAAUGCUACACACUGGACCUUUAAGAUUUGAGCUGGGUUUAAGGGGUUGAGCACAGCAUAAAGCUGAUGUAUGUUUGUCUUUAUUAUCUGCUUGCAACCAGAGACAAUCAUAUUGUUGUUGCAUUUAUGUUUUUAUACUGAAUAUACACAGAACUCAGUCAAGUCUUUGUACACGGGAGCAUCUGGAAUGUGGUGACGGCAAUCUGUUUCUUUUAAAUGUAGGUUAGUUUGUGAUUUUGCUUCUUUUUUUAUAGUUUGUGAUCUCCAUAGUGUUACAGAACAGACUCUUGGUAAAUUCAAAUAAAUAAAUCUCUUUUUUAACA